Messenger RNA from Aspergillus melleus, 750 nucleotides. RefSeq lists its product as uncharacterized. Gene Ontology annotation, molecular function: nucleotidyltransferase activity. Lineage: Eukaryota; Fungi; Ascomycota; Eurotiomycetes; Eurotiales; Aspergillaceae. The transcript has a single exon. The record is from RefSeq and is a predicted model, not a curated record. Bases 1 to 750 code for a protein of 249 amino acids.
AUGGAAAAUCAUCUGCCAGAAGAGGUGGAAGCCUACCUGGAGGAAGUGGUCAAGCGUCUUAUUGAUCACCUGAAAGACCAGCUAGUCGGAGUGUAUCUAUUCGGUUCAGCGAGUAAUGACGCCUACGAGCCAGGCCUCAGCGACCUGGACGUGCAGGCCGUAGUGAAGAAUCCACUUGACACCGUCGAGAAGCAGGCCGUCAUAAGCCGCUUGAACCAGGACGUCUUGCCCUGUCCGGCUACCAAACUCGAGUUUGUAGUCUAUGCUCAAAGCUCUGUCUCUCCGACCAGCCGCCACCCUCGCUUCGAACUGAAUCUGAACACGGGGCCUCACCAGCCCGAUCAUGUCAGCCUUGAUCCCGCCAACGAGGCAAGCCACUGGUUUCUGCUUGAUAUCGCCAUGGGACGCCAACUUGGCCGCUCUCUGCACGGCCCUGCUGCGACCGAGGCUUUCGGCGCUAUCCCCCGCCGCUAUAUACUGGAAGCCAUCGCGAAUUCGCUCGAGUGGCAUCAAGCAAACGAGCUCAACUCGCCUAAUAGCGUUCUCAAUGCUUGUCGAGGCUGGCGAUUUAUCAUGACUGGCGAGUUUUCUUCGAAGUUGGACGGGGCCAAAUGGGCCAUGCAACAACCGGACUGCCCAGCCAUUGUGGAACGUGCCGUAGCAGCGCGCAAGACUGGAGGCGAACUCCCUGCAGCGCAGGUGAUGACGCUUUACGAGAGAGUUAUGAAGGCCAACCGUGCGAUUGAAUGA